AUGGAGACUGAAUUUAUUUUCAAAGUUGGAAUGAUAUUUGCAAAUGAAGAAGAAGCAUACAAGGCGUAUAAUGCACAUGCAUUCAACAAGGUAUUCGGGAUUAGAAAAGAUGAGACAAUAACCUCAUUUAUUUGGGUGUUUGAGACGUUCAUGGAGGCAAUGGGAGGCAAGGCACCUAAAACAAUUUUCACUGAUCAAGAUAGUGCAAUGGCCAAUGCUAUUGGCAAGGCAAAAUUCAAUAAAAUUUUGUAUGAAGUUGAAAUGGAGAAUGAGAUGGAGCAGCUUUGGAGAGAUCUAUGUGAAGAAUGGAAUGUUGGGGAAAAUAAGUGGUUGUGUAAUUUGUACUCGUUGCGUCAUAAAUGGUGCCCCGCGUUUAACCGUGCUAGUUUUUCGGCCGGCAUAAGAUCUACACAGAGAAGUGAAAGCACGAAUAAUGUUUUCAAACAUUUGUCUUGUAAGACAAUGACAUUGACCGAGUUUGUUUAUCACUAUGAGAAGCAAGCAGAAAAGAUGCGUGAUAAUCAAGUGGCCGAUGAUUUUGAAUGUACUCGAGGGGUGCCAAGAAUCGGUGUGGAUUGUGGUAUUUAG
Molecule: messenger RNA, 588 nt
Organism: Salvia hispanica
Lineage: Eukaryota; Viridiplantae; Streptophyta; Magnoliopsida; Lamiales; Lamiaceae
Source: RefSeq, a predicted model, not a curated record